Messenger RNA from Symphalangus syndactylus (siamang), 2114 nucleotides. It is a transcript of the gene ANAPC10, whose product is annotated as anaphase promoting complex subunit 10. The record is from RefSeq and is a predicted model, not a curated record. Gene Ontology annotation, cellular component: anaphase-promoting complex. NCBI's taxonomy places the organism in Eukaryota, Metazoa, Chordata, Mammalia, Primates, Hylobatidae. Gene Ontology annotation, biological process: anaphase-promoting complex-dependent catabolic process; protein K11-linked ubiquitination.
GAGAUCUGACGUCAUUGUGCUGCGACCCUUGUUCAACGCCGUUGGCGAAGCCAGGCUGUCCUAGGAAGCCGAGUGGGAGUGGCACGGAGCUGCUGGAGGUCCUGAGAACCUGAGUUUCGGCAAGCAGCCAGGUCUGGAAACUAAUAUUUUAAAAAUGACUACACCAAACAAGACACCUCCUGGUGCUGACCCCAAGCAGUUGGAAAGGACUGGAACAGUACGGGAAAUUGGAUCACAAGCUGUUUGGUCACUCUCAUCUUGCAAACCAGGAUUUGGAGUGGAUCAGUUACGAGAUGACAAUCUAGAAACUUAUUGGCAAUCAGAUGGUUCCCAGCCUCAUUUAGUGAACAUCCAAUUCAGAAGAAAAACAACAGUGAAGACAUUAUGUAUUUAUGCAGACUACAAAUCUGAUGAAAGCUAUACUCCAAGCAAGAUCUCAGUCAGAGUAGGAAAUAAUUUUCACAACCUUCAAGAAAUUCGGAGAUGGGGUUUUGCUAUGUUGCCUGGGCUGAUUGUGAACUUCUGAGCUCAAGCCAUCUGCCUGCCUUGGCCUCCCAAAGUCCUAGGAUUACAGGGAAACUAGGAAGAAUUGGAGAAUGUGUAAUAAAACUGCACGAUUUGACAGAUUUGGACAGCUGGCUCCCUCACAAGAAGUUCACAUUUUGUUAAUGUCACCCACGUUGAAUAAGGGACGAUUAGAUGGUAAGGUCCAUUUACAAAAAUGGUUGUCAGGACAUUUUUUUUUUUAAUUGUAAAACUUUCUGUGAUGGAAUUCAGUAAAAGGACUACGAAGAGAAAGCAAUGGAGACAAAAGAUUGCUAUUAACCUACAGAUGCAGGCUACUGCAUGGUUCAUUGCAAGAUUUGUCACACUGUUGGGCCAAUGAAGUGUUAGUGUGACUAGAAGGGACCACCCCUUUUCUGGGGUAAGAGGGCAAUUUGGUCUCCAUGCUCAUUUAAUCCUGAGACUUCUUUGAAUAGACUGUCAAUUGAAUCUAAAUUGUGCAAAAUUAUGCAUGCACUUUUUAAUGCAGGCUAUUGUUCACUAAGCACUGAACCAAGAUUUCUCAACCCAUUUCCAUUUGGCAUGAGGUCACUUGAAACUUAAGCAAUCAUAUAUGGAAGACAAGAACAGUGUACUUAACUGAUCUUUCUACAUUGUGGCUUCUAUAUAAAUGCUCACUGGGCUUUAAUUGCAAAUCUCUCACCUUAAAACAAUAGGGAAAUACUAGCUACAAUAUAUUUUUUAAAUUGAGGCUUGUAUUCCUAAAGGUAAGGAGCAGGUUUAGAAAGUCAGCUGGCGCUGCAUAAUCUAUACUGCUCUACAAUUUAGAUUCUAGAGGAAUGGAUGUUUACAGAAGGACAGCCAUAGUGGGUGUGCACUUGUCAUGAGUAGAUGUGUUUUUUCAGUAGUGCAAAGAGGCCUUAUAUUUUGUUAAAAUCCAAACGUGGAGAGCUGGCUUUGAAAACCAAGAAGAAAAAUAUCUACUAGACUUUUUGCAGUUUUAAGUCAGAACAUGUCAUCUCUGUAAAACCCUGAACAGAACAUUUACAGAAAAUUUAUUGAUACAUUAACCAAGAGUAUUUUCAUUGAGUUCUGAAGGAACACGUACAUUUAAAGUCAUAUUUGGCAAGAAUUAUUAUGUUAAAAAUUUGUACAGGUGACAGCUUACAUAGCCAAGAUUUUUAAAAAACAAGUGAGCUCUUCUCCAGUGAGGUUCGAUUCAGUGGAAAUCUGCAACAUUCUAAUAACAUAGACUCUGACAGUCUUGCUAUGGUGAAAAGCACUUUACAAAUGUUUAAUGCUGGAAUUUUAUAAGGAUUGGCUGUUUUCUUGCUUUUUCAUCCGUCGUUAAUGAUUACAUGUUGGCACAAGGAUACCUUGCUAGAUUAGAUCCACAGCACAUUAAAGACUGUUUGCUUUCUCACUCCCCUUCUUUCCAAUUAAGUUGGUGAAAAAUGUAACUUUAGUGUUUUACAGGACAGGGUAAAGGUGUUUCAUCUAGGUGAUGUCUAUAUUAUAAAAAUAAAAUAAAAUAUAUAAAUAUGUAACACAAACCCAGUGCCUAUUGUUAAAUAAAAUAUACAAUAAAAGCAGACCUUUUAGGAAGACCG